This is a messenger RNA of Mesorhabditis belari, 648 nucleotides long. NCBI's taxonomy places the organism in Eukaryota, Metazoa, Nematoda, Chromadorea, Rhabditida, Rhabditidae. The record is from the annotation of a GenBank genome assembly.
AUGGAUUUGGUGAAAUAUGAGGACUGGACGGGAACGUGUGUGACGGUGACGGGUACCGCGUCUGUCAGUGACCUCAACUCGUGGUUUCUCAAUAAAGCCAAUAAAACAACAACGGGUGUUAGCAUCAAAUUGUCGGUGGUCGGCGUUCAAGUUACGUCAACAACUAGAAGAACAGGAGCAACAACAAGAACAGCAACAAGAACAGCAACAACAGCAACAGCAACGACAACAAGAACAAGAACAACAACAGCAACAACAACAAUAACAACAGCAACAACAACAACAACAACAACUGCUGCUACCACUUCUACUGCUACUAGAAUGAAAAUAGUGGAAUUGGGCUUGGGGAAUCAAUUAAAUCCAAUCAAUUCAACGACUCCAAUUAUUUCAACUAUGAAAUCGAAUGCGCCAAUUGUGCAAACGGAUACUACGAAAAGUGGAGUAAAGAAAUUCUGGCCAAUCAAAGGACAAAAUGGCGGUGAUAAUGGUGACAAUCAUGAGAAUAAUGGUGGAAAUGGUUAUGGCUAUGAUGUUCCCAAUAAUGGUGGAAGUGGUUAUGGCUAUGGUAUUCCCAAUGGCGGAGAAUCAGGAGUGAUAAUUCGAUUCUCUGAUACAUUUGGUACUUCGUUGGCUUUGCGAUUUGCGAAC